Dermacentor andersoni is the source of this 1742-nucleotide messenger RNA. RefSeq names its product sulfotransferase ssu-1-like. Lineage: Eukaryota; Metazoa; Arthropoda; Arachnida; Ixodida; Ixodidae. Gene Ontology annotation, molecular function: sulfotransferase activity. The record is from RefSeq and is a predicted model, not a curated record.
UCUACGCGCGGCUCAGAGCCCUAUUGUUCUGACGGGCCAUCUCGCCACUUUGAGGAUUUGUCCUUACAGCUAAAGUAUCUGCCAAUGCACCCUCCUCACAUCCGACGCCUCAGCCUUGAGCGGCGCAUCACUAUCAGUUCAGCCUCAUUCGGAAAGACUUCUCCGAUUCCUGUGGCAGGCAGACGAGACCGCAAGCUGUUUAGUGUACCUCCGUUCAUACGCGACUCGUGAAUUCCCGGAUUUUUCUACCAUGGCUCAUGACCACGUCUACCGAGAUGUUUGUGGACUGCAUCUGAGCUACAUAUUCCAGGAACCAGUCAUAAAAGAAGCACUCGCAUACAAGCCCAAGCCUGGUGACGUUUUUAUCGUGUCAUUUCCAAAGUCCGGGAGUACAUGGAUGCAGCAAAUUGUCUAUGCGAUUUACCACGACGGCUCCAAACCAGAGAAUCUUCGAGACUUCAUGGAGAAGUCGCCCUUCCUAGAGGCUCAAGGACUCAAAGCCGUCGAGAACAUGCCACGGCCUGGUGCAAUCAAGACUCAUCUGCCGUUUCAUCGCGUACCUUACUCUCCGCAAGCGAAGUACAUAUUCGUGGCACGAAACCCAUAUGACUGUUGCGUUUCCUUCUACCACCACACCAGAGCGUUUCCAGCGUACCGCUUUGCCGAUGGAUCAUUCGACGAGUUUUUGAGUCUAUUUCUACAAGGGAGAGUAGACUACGGCGACUACUUUGACCAGUUACUGUCGUGGUACAAUCAUGUACACGACGAGAACGUCCUCUUCAUAACCUACGAGAAACUUAAAAUGGACCCUAGCACUGGAGUUAUGAAGAUCGCCGACUUCCUGGGAGACAAGUACGGCAACAAACUCCGCAAGCAGCCGGAGGUGUUAGAAAGGAUCUUGGACACGAUAAGUGUAAAAACCAUGAUGGGUUUGAAUGGUCAGUUUAGAAGGUGGACUGAAGAGGUGGCCGAGAUGACCGCCCUUGGGGGCAAGUGCAAGCCUCUCAACGAUGAGGCGGCUGAUGAUUUAAUGAAACCGAUGACCGGAGACUUUGUGCGGAAGGCCAUCGUUGGCGACUGGAAAAAUCACUUCAGUGCAGAUCAGAUAGAGCGAAUGAAGGAAAGAAUAGCUUUGAAAAUACAGGAAAGCACCGUUAUGAGCCUCUGGGAGGACGUCGAACUUCCGUGAAACUGAAAGUGUAUCAAAUUCACCAGCCAUUUCUUCUUUUAUUAUGCUGGUUCCAAACUAUCCUAGGUCAGACUGGCGUUUCGGAGAGCCACGCACCUUCGGAAAAAUAUUUAUGUACUGACUCUGACAUCACUGCUACAUAUUUGCAAUAAUAAAGCGUAAGUUUUUCUUGAGUAUUUUGGUGAGACAACUGUACGUUAAUGAAUGCACUAGCUGCUACAUAUUUGCAAUAAUAAAGCGUAAGUUUUUCUUGAGUAUUUUGGUGAGACAACUGUACGUUAAUGAAUGCACUAGAAUAGUAAUCAUUUAUGUUACAUCAAUAUAAAAUGCCUUCAAAAUGCCAUAUCUGAGUACCUGAUAGUGUUUGAGAAACAAAGAUUGAUUUCACAAUAUAAUGGUCUGUAAGAUACCCGAUUCCUUGCUGAUUUCCAUGUUUUCCUUUCUUUUUUCUCUGGCGAAUUCCAUAGACUCGUGUAUCAAUAUCAAUAAAAUGUCUUAAACCAGUGAUAUAUUUUCGGCAAUAAUAAUCAAUAAAUGAUUCGUAAACAUCGUC